AUUUCUCUCUCACAUUAUUACAAUCACCGUCAACACACACAACCUUAACCUCAUCAAACUCAAACAAACCCAUGGACAGCAUCGGCUCCCUCGACUCCAGUAAGCCCGCCAACAACGACGUCGGCAAUGUCCCCAACGGCACCGCUUCAGCCAUCAAGAACUCCGCCCCCGCCACAGCCGUCACCACCACCGAGGCCACCCUCGGCCGCCACCUCGCGCAUCGCCUCGUGCAGGUUGGGGUCACAGACGUUUUCUCCGUCCCCGGUGACUUUAACCUCACCCUGCUCGACCACCUCAUCGCGGAGCCCAAACUCACCAACGUCGGAUGUUGCAACGAACUCAAUGCCGGGUACGCCGCCGACGGCUACGCACGGUGCCGGGGCGUCGGCGCGUGCGUGGUGACGUUCACAGUGGGCGGGCUGAGUGUGAUCAACGCAAUCGCCGGCGCGUACAGUGAGAAUCUUCCGGUGAUUUGCAUCGUUGGUGGACCCAACACGAACGACUUCGGCACGAACAGGAUCUUGCACCACACCAUUGGGUUGCCAGAUUUCAGUCAGGAACUCAGGUGCUUCCAAACUGUUACCUGCUACCAGGCUGUGGUGAAUAACAUAGAGGAUGCUCAUGAAAUGAUUGAUACAGCGAUCUCAACCUGUUUGAAAGAAAGCAAGCCCGUCUACAUAAGCAUAAGCUGUAACUUGCCUGGCAUUCCUCACCCCACUUUCAGUCGUGAACCAGUUCCAUUUUCUCUCUCUCCCAGAUUGAGUAACAAGCUAGGGUUGGAGGCAGCGGUGGAGGCAGCAGCAGCGUUCCUAAACAAGGCAGUGAAGCCUGUAAUGGUGGGUGGUCCAAAACUGAGGGUGGCUAAGGCAUGUGAGGCUUUUGUUGAGCUUGCCGAUGCAUCUGGCUAUCCAUUUGCUGUGAUGCCAUCAGCCAAAGGACUAGUACCUGAGUACCACCCGCACUUCAUUGGCACAUUCUGGGGAGCUGUGAGCACUGCUUUCUGUGCUGAGAUUGUGGAAUCUGCAGAUGCAUACUUGUUUGCUGGCCCCAUUUUCAAUGACUACAGUUCAGUAGGGUACUCUCUCCUUCUGAAGAAGGAGAAGGCCAUCAUUGUGCAGCCUGACCGAGUUGUGAUCUCAAAUGGACCUGCAUUUGGGUGUAUCCUCAUGAAGGACUUCCUCACAGCACUUGGAAAGCGUCUUCAGCAUAACAACACUGCAUAUGAAAACUAUGCCAGGAUAUUUGUCCCUGAUGGAAAGCCUCUGAAGGCUGAACCAGGAGAGCCUUUGAGGGUUAAUAUACUGUUUAAGCAUGUUCAAGAAAUGCUGUCUGGUGAGACUGCUGUGAUUGCUGAGACAGGGGACUCCUGGUUUAACUGCCAAAAGCUGAAGUUGCCAAAAGGAUGUGGGUUUGUUGACAGGUACGAGUUCCAAAUGCAAUAUGGCUCAAUUGGAUGGUCUGUUGGUGCAACUCUUGGUUAUGCUCAGGCUGUUCGUCCAAAGCGUGUGAUUUCUUGCAUUGGUGAUGGAAGCUUUCAGGUGACAGCUCAGGAUGUCUCCACAAUGAUACGAAAUGAGCAGAAUCCCAUCAUCUUCCUGAUAAACAAUGGUGGAUACACCAUUGAAGUUGAAAUUCAUGACGGGCCAUACAAUGUGAUUAAGAACUGGAACUACACUGCCUUGGUGGAUGCAAUCCACAAUGGUGACGGGAAAUGCUGGACCAGUAAGGUCACAUGCGAGGAGGAACUUAUUGAAGCAAUUCAGACAGCAACAGGAGACAAGAAAGAUUGCUUAUGCUUCAUUGAGGUGAUUGUUCACAAGGAUGAUACGAGCAAAGAAUUGCUUGAGUGGGGCUCUAGGGUCUGUGCUGCAAAUAGUCGUCCUCCUAAUCCUCAGUGAAUUUCCUACCAUGAGCCAUUACAAAGCUGAUGGAAUCAAUAUUGGAGUUUGGCUUUAUCUUAGUUGAGAUUAAUUCCUUCGAGAUGCUUGUGUACGAGAGAAAUUUUCCUGUGUCUGUGCUUUGCAUUUAAUGUUUAGGUGUAGUGCAUUUUACGGAAAUUUAUUCUUCGGGGACAAAAAUUAAUCUUUCACAUUUUUUUUAUAAAUUAAUGCUAUUCUCUAUUAACUU
This is a messenger RNA of Vigna umbellata (rice bean), 2127 nucleotides long. The record is from RefSeq and is a predicted model, not a curated record. Lineage: Eukaryota; Viridiplantae; Streptophyta; Magnoliopsida; Fabales; Fabaceae.